AGUCCCAAGCGCUCUUGCAAUCCAAAAGCCUUUCUCUUUGCUUCCCCCUCUCUCUCUCUCUCUCUCUCUCUCUGUCCUAUCUUCAACCAAUCCACUCUUCCUUUUCUCUCUCUUGAGUCUGUUCUCUGAUAGAGCAGAAGCUAAAACAAGCUCGAGGAUCAUGUCUAUAGCUCAGAGAAGCUAUGCAUCUUCUCUCUGCUCUUCACCGCCAUUGCCAAGGACCGGUCAGAGCAAGCCAGCCCAGUUCGUGCUCUUCCACGCCAAGCAUUCGUUAUCCAAGAAGGGCUCUUUCCUGAGCCUUUCUGGGCAUUUCUCGGAGACCCACUUGGUGAAAGCGUCCAAUUUGGUGGUGAAAGCGUCUGAAACCGAGUCGCAGACGUCGUCAGAAGCGGCCCGAGGAGGAGGAGGAGGAGGAGGAGGAGGAGGAGGAGAAGAGAAGUAUGAGGAGUAUGAGGUGGAGAUAGAGAAGCCAUAUGGGUUAAGGUUUGCGAAAGGAAGGGAUGGUGGGACUUACAUUGACGCAAUUGCGCCUGGCGGAUUUGCAGACAAGACCGGCAUGUUCACCAUCGGGGAUAAAGUACUCGCCACCAGUGCAGUGUUUGGGACAGAGAUAUGGCCUGCGGCUGAAUAUGGAAGGACAAUGUAUACUAUCCGUCAAAGGAUUGGCCCAUUGCUCAUGAGGAUGCAGAAAAGAUACGGUAAACUGGAGGAAACUGGUGAGCUAUCAGAGAAGGAGAUCAUUAGAGCCGAGAGGAACGCUGGGGUGAUAAGUAACAGAGUGAGGGAAAUCCAGAUGCAAAAUUCCAUGAGGAAAAGAGAACAGAAAGAAAGAAGAGAGAAGGACCUCCGUGAAGGGCUUCUGCUCUACAGGAAUGGAAAAUAUGAGGAAGCAUUGGAGAAAUUUGAGUCUGUACUGGGAUCAAAACCUGACACUAAUGAAGCAUCUGUUGCAAGUUACAAUGUCGCUUGUUGUUAUUCCAAGCUUGAUCAGGUACAAGCUGGGCUUUCUGCCCUAGAAGAUGCUUUGGAAGCAGGGUUCGAAGACUACAAGAGGAUUCGAACGGAUCCUGAUUUGGAAAAUGUAAGGAAGUCCAAGGAAUUCGAACCUCUUCUGAAAAAGUUCGACGAAUCCUUUAUCAAUGAGAACGCCAUCGAUGCCAUCAAAUCUCUAUUUGGCUUCAACAAGAAAUAGAGCCGAAAAUUGGCUGUGCAAUUGAAGAAGCUCGGUUCGCUACCGAGGCGAGGCUUAAGACAAGGAUCAGACAAGCGACUGCUCAUACGGACAGGAUCUUCAGGCAAAUUUAUUCAUUCUCAUUAUGCACAUCGCUUUGAUCUCGGACUUUGAAACACGGUGCCUGGAAAUUUUUCUGGUAGUCACAUAUUUUUCACUUUUCCCCAAAAUGUGAAAUUCUGGUAGAUGUAAAGCAUAUUAGUGAAAAGUUGAAUAGGGAUCAAUUAUUCU
This is a messenger RNA of Rhodamnia argentea, 1462 nucleotides long. Its product is annotated as protein MET1, chloroplastic. Gene Ontology annotation, molecular function: protein binding. Bases 161 to 1192 code for a protein of 343 amino acids. The record is from RefSeq and is a predicted model, not a curated record. Lineage: Eukaryota; Viridiplantae; Streptophyta; Magnoliopsida; Myrtales; Myrtaceae. The transcript has 7 exons.